This is a messenger RNA of Kickxella alabastrina, 1235 nucleotides long. RefSeq lists its product as uncharacterized. Bases 148 to 756 code for a protein of 202 amino acids. The transcript has a single exon. The record is from RefSeq and is a predicted model, not a curated record. Lineage: Eukaryota; Fungi; Kickxellomycota; Kickxellomycetes; Kickxellales; Kickxellaceae.
GCGGAUAUCCCAGAGCCGCACGGCGGCCGACGCGGCGCUGGCCGAGGCCAGCAGGUGGUCGCGGUGGCGGAGGAACCGCAGCCCCGUGACGCUGCCCGCGGCACCCGAGCGCUGCGGCCUGUGCAGUGGCAGCAGCGCGCCGGGCGCAUGCGCCUGCAGAAUCGACGCCACCGGGCGGUGGACAUGGGUGCCGCCGGCCGCCAAUGUGCGAUUGCACCGCAGGUCCCAGAGCAGCACGGCGCCGUCGCGCGCGCCAGACGCGAAGCACUGCGGCUGCAGCCAGUCGACCGCACGCACGGUUUUGGUGUGGCCGCGGAAUUCGGCGCAGAGCGUUGCGCGCUCGGCGUCCCACAGGCGGCAGGUGUCGUCGGCUGCGGCCGUCAGCAGGGAGCGGCCGUCGGGGUUCCAGGCGCCGUCGAAUACCGCGUGGUCGUGUGCCCGCCACCUGCGCAGGAUCGCCAUGGCGACGUUGCGCGUGGUGUCGAAGAGGCUCAGGCUGCCGCCCUCGUCGACCACCGCCAGCCGACUGCCCGACGGGUUGUACCGGCACGCCAAGGGCAGCUGCCGUCCGGCGCUAGCGCCGCCGCUGAGGUCGCCGUUGUCUGUGUGGAAUUGCCGGUCGCUGGCGGAUACCAGCGCCCCGAGCUGUCCGAUCACCGAGAUGCCGCGCGGGUCCACAUGCGUGUGCUGCCGCCGGCGCAUAGCCGCGUGCAGCGGGACCGGCGUGAAAUAGGACGCUGCGUGCUGCAUCUGUGAUUUUUUCAAUGAUCCCGAUGGUGCCGGUGCCGGCGCCUGUGCGCCUGUGCUGCUGGUGGCUGGCCGCUUGCUGGCCGCUUGUGCCUCGCUGAUGCUGUUCUCUGCUGCCCGCCGCUUGCUGCGCCGCUGCUGCGCUGCCUGCAGGGAGGCGAAAAGCGUUGGUUGCCGCGUAAUGCUGCCGCUGCUGCUCCUCCUGCUAUUGCCAGUAUUGUUUCUGCUGCUGCUGCUGCUGCCGCUGCUGCUCGACGCCGUGUUGUUUGUGCGCAGUGUUAUGUCAUUGAGCGCCAUUUCCCCUGUUCUAUCUUGUAAGCUUUUGGUUUUAUUUGGUUUUAUUUCGAAUUGGUGGAUUCGGAUUUGAAUCAAAAAAAGCGUAUUGGAAGACGAAUGGCUGGGAUAAAAUAAAAAUAAAAAAGUUAAAAGUUAAAAGUUAAAACUAAAAACCAAAAACCAAAAACUGAAAACUGAAAACUGAAAACUGA